Messenger RNA from Procambarus clarkii (red swamp crayfish), 1650 nucleotides. NCBI's taxonomy places the organism in Eukaryota, Metazoa, Arthropoda, Malacostraca, Decapoda, Cambaridae. The record is from RefSeq and is a predicted model, not a curated record.
AUGGUAACUACAACAACCACAACUGCAACAACUUGCUGCUGUGCUCCUGCCUCCAACACUACCUGCAUUCCAUCACUUCCACCUUCAUCACAACCCCCACCUUCAUCACCACCACCACCCUCUUCUGCCACUGUCAUCCUCUCCAUCACUUCACCAUAUCACCAACACAAUCAGCAGCAACAGCAGCCACAAUCACCACACGAGCCGCAGCCGCAGGAAGAUGACCAACAGCAGCAGCCAGUUGUUGGUGGAAAUGAUGGGCCUUUGGGCUCUGUUGCAUCCAUUAAGGAUGGCCUACCUCCCCCUACACAGAUUAAUAAAAUAAAGUUUGGCCCUGGUGCUCCCCUCAUCAAGAAGGAGAAGAGGCAGUCAUCAUCACGGUUUAACAUCCCUAAGAACAGAGAACUACAGAAGCUUCCAUCACUUCGAGAUGCUCAACCAAAUGAGCGGGAAGAAUUAUUUAUUCAGAAGAUUCGACAGUGUGGUGUUAUAUUCGACUUCAUAACUGACCCUCUUAGUGAUCUAAAAUGGAAAGAAGUAAAACGAGCAGCUCUGAACGAAAUGGUAGAGUAUGUCACGACACAGCGUCAAAUGUCUCAGGUUUAUUGUAUAAUACUUUGCUCCAACAUAAACAGAAAGUCUCCCAUGACUUUACUUGGCUUUUCCGUAGGAGCAGAGUUCGACCCAGAGGAAGAUGAACCUACUCUUGAAGCUGCGUGGCCCCACUUGCAAUUGGUGUACGAGUUUUUCUUAAGAUUUCUAGAAAGCCCAGACUUCCAACCAUCUGUUGCCAAACGUUUCAUUGAUCAGAAGUUUGUGCUGCAGCUGUUAGAACUGUUUGAUUCAGAAGACCCUAGAGAGAGAGAUUUUCUCAAGACCACUUUACACAGAAUAUACGGCAAGUUUUUAGGGUUGAGAGCGUUUAUCCGCAAGCAGAUCAACAAUAUAUUUUACAAGUUCAUAUAUGAAACAGAGCAUCAUAAUGGUGUGGCUGAAUUAUUAGAAAUUUUAGGAAGUAUCAUCAAUGGCUUUGCAUUACCACUGAAAGAAGAACAUAAAGUGUUUCUGCUGAAGGUUUUGCUACCCCUUCAUAAGGUUAAAUCGCUGAGUGUGUACCACCCUCAGCUGGCUUAUUGUGUAGUUCAGUUCCUGGAGAAGGACCCUUCGUUAACUGAACCUGUCAUCAUCACCCUGCUCAAGUUGUGGCCUAAAGUCCAUAGCCCCAAGGAGGUGAUGUUCCUAAAUGAGCUAGAAGAGAUCUUAGACGUUAUUGAACCAAAUGAAUUUGUAAAGGUGAUGGUUCCAUUGUUUCGUCAACUGUCCAAAUGUGUCUCAUCUCCGCACUUUCAGGUUGCAGAAAGAGCUCUCUAUUAUUGGAAUAAUGAAUAUAUCCUAUCAUUGAUUAGUGAUAAUGCGCAAACAAUCCUUCCUAUAAUGUUCCCAGCGCUAUAUAAGAAUUCCAAAUCCCACUGGAACAACUUGUCAUCCUCCAGCAUGUCAUCCUCCCAGCAUGUCAUCCUCCCGGCAUGUCAUCCUCCCGGCAUGUCGUCCUCUAGCAUGUCAUCCUCUGGCUUGUCAUCCUCUGGCUUGUCAUCCUCUGGUUUGUCAUCCUCCAGCAUGUCAUCCUCCAGCUUGUCAUCCUUCGGCUAG